AUGCCUCCUACGGCGGAUGACGGGCCCGAUGGCUCCUCCAUCAAGCCUGUCUCCUCCUUGCUCGCCCGCUUCGAGAACAUGAACCAGUCCACGGCCGCGCAGCCGCAAGCGUCCUCUCAGCCCAUAUCACCUGCUCCGAAGCCGGUGCGAUUGCGAACCUUUAAGCUGCCUCAAGAUUCUUCGUCGUCCUCCGCCCCUCAGACGCCGACCAAGGCAGCCGUGCCCGAUAGCCUUGCCGCCGACCGACCCUCUCGACCCUCGGCGCUCCAGGAGCAUGGCGUGCCGGCCCAGCCUACGCCGACAAAGCCAGUCCCGGCUUCGAAGCCCCAGAACCUGGCAAUGGCCCAGCCGCCGCCAGCCUUGCUGGUGCAGCCGCCGCAGUCGCCGCCGAAGGGCCGAGCAUCCGCCGUCGCUUCUGGCGGUCAGUCCCCUUUCCUCGACCCCGUCUCCGUCGUCGGUCCAGACAUACCAUGCGGCUCUCUGAACUCCAUCGGCACCCCGAACCGACCGUUAACCCCUCUCUCGCCCCGUGCCGCGCCAAAGUCGCCACACCUCUCGUCGCAGCCCCCGUCGCCUCCUCCGCCCCGCCGUUCGGUCGAGUCGCGAAGGGAUGGGAAGCAACCUCCGCCUCCACCGGCCCCCCGCGUGGACCGAAGCGCGACCCGGUCGAUACCCCCGGGCUUUCCGGAGGCACGAGGCGGCAACCCCUCGAUCAAGGCCGGCAUUUCCCAAGAGACGUCUCCUUUCGGCAGCCCGCCCGGCAGCCCCCUGGUCGACGAGCCACGGCCCAUCCUCCCCGCUCGGCCGAGGCCGCACUUGCAACCUGAUGCGUUCGUCGCGUCCAAAACAGAUCCUCUCGGCUUCGAGGCGCCGCAUGCGCACCACUCCCUCGCCGCCAACCGGGUUGGACUGGAGCCCGGCAUCAACGGCCAUGGCGGCCGUAAUUCCCCCCAGCGCACGAGAGACAACCGCGACCAGCCGCCGAAACCCAAGAUUACCGAACCGUACCAGCAAAGAGCAUCCCAACAGAAGACCCCCGGCAUCGCCGAGAUGCCGCCCGCGAAACCUCUGCGACCCACGAAGAGCGGCACUCACCAGCCCGAGAUACUCCCUGCAUCUGCCCCUGCCGGUCGACGUCCGGACCCGGACCCGGAGAUGACGGCUCGUCACCCUCCCCCCCCCUCGAACCGACAACUUGCGGGUGCUCCAUCUGGGCACCAGUCACCCGAAAGAUCGUAUCGAGACAACCAAGGCAUUUUAUCUCCAAUCCCCACGACAAGCAAAACCUCCUUCACCACCUCCACCGUUGAACCUGUCGCCCCCAAAUCGAAGCCGCCCAGCCAAAUCUCGACGUACCCCGAUGGGUCUAGCGCGAACCGCAGACCCCCUCACUUCAAACAGGGCUGCUCUGAGAUACAGACAAAGUAUGAUACGCGAACUCUGGAUGUAUGCGGAGAACUCGUUUGCACGACCGGAGUUUUGACGCGAGUUUGGAACAUCCUCGAUGGGGAACAACUGUUGAGCCUGGCUCAUACCGAGGGCGUCAGGGCCACUGCAGUCGCGUUUAAGCCCGGCAAGGAUGUAGACUCGGAAGGUGCCAUGUUGUGGAUCGGAACCAACAUAGGCGAGAUCAUGGAGGUUGAAAUCGCCACGCAGCGCAUUCUGCGGAGCAAAGGGGGCGUUCACACAAGGUGCGAGGUGAUACGGAUAUACCGGCAUUAUAACGAGCUGUGGACCUUGGACGACGGGGGCACUCUCCACGUAUGGGGUCCUGACUCGGAUGGAGUGCCAAACCUGGCCGGUCAACCGCACCAGAGCCAUAAGCUGCCGAGAGGGCUCACCUUCUCUAUGGUCGCCGGCGACGAGCUUUGGCACGUCGUCGGCAAGGCCAUACGCGUCUUUUCCCCCUCGGGCGGCGGAGCGCAGCCCUUCCAGGUACUCAUCCGACCACUGACGGCGGAGGGCGCCGGCGAGGUCAGCGCUGGAACGCAGAUGAAAACCCAUCCCGGCCAGAUCUUCUUCGGUCAUGUGGACGGCAAGAUUAGCGUCUUCUCUACCGUUGACUAUUCAUGUCUCACAAUUUUCAACGUGAGCUCUUGGAAAAUCAACGCGCUCGCUGGCGUCGGCAUGUACAUGUGGGCGGCCUACAACACGGGCAAGGUGUGCGUCUAUGACAUCGGCGAAAACCCUUGGACCGUGAAGAAGGAGUGGCAGGCGCACGAUCAGCCCAUCCUCAAGAUGAAGGCAGACCCGGCGAGCUCGUACCGACUCGACCGAGUCCAGGUCCUCUCGUUGGGUGCCGAUAACAAGGUAAAGGUAUGGGACGGGCUGCUGCAGGACGACUGGCUCGAGGAGGAAAUCAAGUCCAAGGAUACCAGCUACUGCCUCUUCGACGAACUAGAGGCAACCAUCAUGACGUGGAACGCGGGAGCAUCGACGCCCCAUAGCCUCCGCUAUUCGGAUGAGGACGCCAGCUUCUUCCGGGACCUUGUGCAGUCCAGCGGGUUACCGGACAUCUUCGUCUUCGGGUUCCAGGAACUUGUCGACCUGGAGGACAAGACCGCCACGGCGAAGCGAUUUCUCAAGUCGUCCAAGAAGAAGGAGGGCAGCGAACAGGAACGGAUGAGUCACCAGUACCGCGACUGGCGUGAUUUUCUGAUGAAGACUCUCGAUGAAUUCACGCCUGCGGAUGAUCUCUAUCACCUUUUGCACUCUGCUCCCCUCGUCGGCCUGUUCACGUGCAUCUUCGUCAAAUCCUCGCUGCGGGACCGGAUUGGCAACCUGAGCCAUGCCGAGGUGAAGCGAGGCAUGGGGGGGUUGCACGGAAACAAAGGGGCCAUCGUUGUUCGCUUUCAGGUCGACGAUACCUCUCUCUGCUUCUUCAACUGCCAUCUCGCUGCCGGGCAGUCCCAGUCCAACUCCCGCCACAACGAUGUCGCGGCCAUCCUCGACACGAACAUGUUUCCUGCCGAACGCAACCCGGAUGUGCGAAUCGACACGUACACCGGCGGCGGCGAUGGCUCCAUGAUACUGGACCAUGAGCUCUGCAUUAUGAAUGGCGACCUCAACUAUCGCAUAGACACCAUGUCUCGCGACACCGUGGUCAAGGCCGUCAAGCAAGGGAACCUGUCUAAGCUGCUGGAGCGUGACCAGCUUUUGGUCGCACGUCGGCGCAAUCCUGCAUUUCGACUACGCGCAUUUGACGAGCUGCCUAUCACGUUUGCUCCAACCUACAAGUAUGACGUUGGGACGGACAACUACGAUACCAGCGAGAAGAGAAGAAGCCCUGCCUGGUGCGACCGGCUGCUGUUUCGGGGGCGUGGUAGAAUCCAGCAGCUGGAUUACAAGAGGCACGAAGUACGGGUCAGCGAUCACCGGCCAGUCACCGGUAGCUUCCGACUAUGGGUGAAGAAGAUCAACCCCAGGGAGCGAGCCGACGCAUGGGUAGAGAGUCAACAGGCAUUUGAGGAAUUGCGACAGGAGGAGACAGCCGACGAAAAUGGCCGCAGGGCGCUGGUCUACAUCGUCGAUGUCGUUCAAAGAUGGUUUAUAGAGACCAUUUUACUGGCCUGGAAGCGGACGAUAUUCAUGGUGGUCCAGGUUUUGCCAGGACCUGCUAAUUUAGAAAUUCUUGUAAUGCCAUAG
Molecule: messenger RNA, 3645 nt
Organism: Drechmeria coniospora
Lineage: Eukaryota; Fungi; Ascomycota; Sordariomycetes; Hypocreales; Ophiocordycipitaceae
Product: Inositol polyphosphate-related phosphatase
Exons: 3
Coding region: 1-3645 (1214 amino acids)
Biological process (GO): phosphatidylinositol dephosphorylation
Molecular function (GO): phosphatidylinositol-4,5-bisphosphate 5-phosphatase activity; protein binding
Source: RefSeq, a predicted model, not a curated record